AGCUAUGAAGAAGAAUGCCAUCAGCUGGUGGAGCUGUCAGACGGACGUUGUAGGUUAUGGUGUCUACGAUUUGAGGUGCGGAAUCUGCUUGCAAUGUCUAUAGCCGGAAGGAAUUCGAUUCUUCUCAGAACACUAUUGGUGGACUUCUCUAACCUUCGACUCUCACCAGCAACACAACAGAUCCGCGAAUACUAUCAUCGGCCCAAAUUACGAAACCCUUAUUGGUUUGUUAGGAAAACACGGGCGGCCAAUGAAGACAACCUUACAGCGGAAAAUCAAGACUUUAUAAAAGAGCGUGUACACGACAAAUUUGGCCCGCCGGCCAUAAUUAAGGGCGUUUCGACGUACCAAAAUGCUGUACAGUCAUUAGUAAAAGCAGAAGAACGAGAGAAAGUAGAAUGGUCACCAAAACUGCGCCGCACCGGAGUCCUGGCCAGAAAAAUUGGAAACUAUCCCCUUUGGCUGAAGAACGGAAAGAAAAUUCACACAACUUUGCUUCACGUAGUGGACAAUCAUGUCGUAAGAUAUAUUCCCCCUGAGGAGUACAAACCGACUCAGAAGCCUACAGUUCACGACGUUAGUAAAUAUGGAUGUCUUCUAGUUGGUGCGGAAAGCACUGAUCCUAGUCUUCUUACAAAAGAAUAUUGUGGUCUCUUCAAAGAUUCCGGUGUAAUGCCCAAGAAGCAUCUUGCGCGUUUUCUCGUUUCACCUGAAGCAGCCCUCUCGCCGGGAACUCCAUUGAAUGUUACUCAUUUCCGCAUCGGAGACUUCGUAGACGUUCGCGGCAAAACCAUCGAUCGUGGCUUCCAAGGAGUGAUGAAACGCCACGGUUUCAAAGGAAUGCCGGCUUCUCAUGGUGUGACGAAAACCCAUCGUCGCGGUGGCAAUAUUGGUGCAGGUGGAGAAAAAGGUCGCGUUUGGCCUGGAACUAAAAUGCCUGGACAUAUGGGUAAUCGCUACAGAAUACUGAAAGGUUUGAGGAUUUGGCGGAUAAAUACCAAAUAUAAUGUGAUGUGGGUGCAAGGUAAUUGCAUUGCUGGAGACACCAAUAGUAUGGUGUAUAUUUAUGACACGAUAUUACCACUGCGAAAACCACAAAUAUCACCCCCAUUUCCGACGUAUUUCGAGGAUGAAUCAGAGGAAGCUUUGCCAGAAGAAAUUUGGUAUGAGACAGUGCAUGAUUUUAAGGAUCCAUCAAUUACUUUUGCUCCAGAGUCGUAAGUGUUGAAUAAUUUGUGUAUUGAAUGCGGUUAAAAUAGAAAACCUAUUAUUAAAAUG
Molecule: messenger RNA, 1278 nt
Organism: Hermetia illucens (black soldier fly)
Lineage: Eukaryota; Metazoa; Arthropoda; Insecta; Diptera; Stratiomyidae
Gene: mRpL3
Product: 39S ribosomal protein L3, mitochondrial
Exons: 5
Coding region: 94-1221 (375 amino acids)
Biological process (GO): translation
Cellular component (GO): ribosome; mitochondrial large ribosomal subunit
Molecular function (GO): structural constituent of ribosome
Source: RefSeq, a predicted model, not a curated record